UGGUCGACACACGCGUCUUUAUGUCGCUAGACAGUGCGUUUGACAGAUAUAGCUGGCUGAGACAAGGAGACUGAAUUAUCAGAGGUGAAUCGUCGCCGACCACACCAUUCUAAUAUCGCCAGCAUUUUUUUAUCCGAGACGCACGUCUGUUCAAAGGGAUUUUUCUAAACAAAGAGAGAGUUGUUUUACUUUUGAGACCACCGCUGCUGUGUGCAUCUAAAUUCCGCAUUCACCUAACUCUACCUCGACGGGAUUAUUGUUUUUACACUGACCUGUUGGAAUAUACAAUGUUGAAAAUGGAAAGGCUAAUUUUUACCACAUUGUGUUCUGCAUUCUUUUUUACAAGCUGUGUUUCAGGGGACUAUCCCAAGGCACAGAACGUUUCUUGGUUGUCUAUCAACUUCAAAACACUGCUUAUGUGGGAUCCUAAACCUUCAAACUAUUCAUACACCGUUGAAUAUUCUGUAAUCGGUCAGAACAGAAAGAAGAACCAACACUGUAUCAGGACUAUGGCGACAGAGUGUGACCUGUCCAACUCUCUGGUGGACCUGAAGGCCAUAUACUCCGCUGACGUCCUCUCAGAACCUCUACGUGGUGUGAACUCUGACCUCAUAGAGUUCCCCCACACAACCUCGGAGAGGUUCACCCCCUACGAAGACACGCUUAUAGGCAGACCUAAGUUCAAGAUCGAGGUGAGCAAAGACAAGAGGAAGAUCACCCUGUAUGUAGAAGACCCUCUCACAGCCCUGUUCAACGAGCAGAACCAACAGAAAACCAUCCGGGAUGUCUUCGCUGAUGAGCUGCAGUACAAAGUCACCUUUGGGAAAGCAACAAGCACAGGCAAGAAAACGAAGAUCUCUGCAAGCAGUGAGAUAGASUUAGACAGGAGGGAUGUAGAUCCCGGAGUGAGUUACUGCUUCAACGUGCAGGCCUACAUCCCCUCCCGCAGCACAGACAAACAGCUGGGAGAGCUCAGUCAAAGACAGUGCUCACCGGGCGACGAUAAGUCCAUCUUUGAAGAGUAUGGGAUCGGUGUGAUCGCCACGGUCAUCCUACUUAUCAUUAUGAUCAUAGUAGUGGCUAUCGGAGUCACAGUGGUGUGCUGCAAACGCAGAAGGAAUGCCAACAGAAGUGGAAAAGAGGGAGUCCCACUAAGAAGUGUGUAAAAAGGGAGUGCAUCAUUGACACACACUUGGGAAUACAAGGUACAACUUAACUGGAUUUACACUUUGAAAGGGAGUCUGCAGGGGCAGCCCCAGUUCAACAUUCCACUGUCAAACACUGGAGUUCACCAUUUUGUUUCUGUGAAACUGCACAGUGAAUAUGGUACACGUACUGUAGUGUAUAUUUUGUUUCCAUACAAUGCUGCAAAUAUCCUCCUUUUUGAUUUUGUAACUGGUACUUCUACUGCUGUGAUUAUUAGCUUUUAGAAACACUACCAACUCUUAUUUUAUUGUGUUUUAUAUCGUUUUUAACUUGAUAURAUCUUUGGUAAAAUAUAACUUUAUUUUGGGAGACUGCUGAGUACUAAAUCAUAUGGGAAAUUAAGAUUAGUAGGAUUAUAUAUAUCAUUUUUUAUUAAGAUGCUUAAUUUAUUAUGUGUAGCCAUUCUGAAAGUAAUCUUUGUAUUUUAGGUUAUUUUAAACAUUUAGGGGAUCAGUAGAUACAGUAGCCUAUAUGUUGAAACUAAAUUAUUUUGCGUAAGUUUUGCCUUAUAGAUAUUUAAUAUAUUUAUACUGAGUGUACAACACAUUAGGAACAGCUGCUCUUUCCAUAAUAUAGACUUACCAGGUGAA
Salvelinus sp. IW2-2015 is the source of this 1796-nucleotide messenger RNA. RefSeq names its product tissue factor-like. Gene Ontology annotation, molecular function: protein binding; cytokine receptor activity. Gene Ontology annotation, cellular component: plasma membrane. The record is from RefSeq and is a predicted model, not a curated record. NCBI's taxonomy places the organism in Eukaryota, Metazoa, Chordata, Actinopteri, Salmoniformes, Salmonidae. Gene Ontology annotation, biological process: blood coagulation; cytokine-mediated signaling pathway.